Scatophagus argus is the source of this 1284-nucleotide messenger RNA. RefSeq names its product NK6 homeobox 2 (gene nkx6-2). The record is from RefSeq and is a predicted model, not a curated record. Bases 425 to 1276 code for a protein of 283 amino acids. The transcript is spliced from 3 exons. Gene Ontology annotation, molecular function: RNA polymerase II cis-regulatory region sequence-specific DNA binding; DNA-binding transcription factor activity, RNA polymerase II-specific. Gene Ontology annotation, cellular component: nucleus. Gene Ontology annotation, biological process: cell differentiation; regulation of transcription by RNA polymerase II. Lineage: Eukaryota; Metazoa; Chordata; Actinopteri; Scatophagidae.
CUCCCGCUUUCACUUCCAGCCUAGAGCGAGUCAAUUUAUGGAAAGACAAGUCGACCUCUUAAUGGUUCCCAUCAAAACCACUAAAAACAUCAUCAGACCAUCCGACUUCCGCGAGGAUUCCUGUGGCGGACGCAUGCAGCCUUCUCCCAGCUGACAGACUCUGACCAAAACAAACACGCCGAGAGACAUUUUGGGAGUUUGACCGAGCUCUUCGCUUCCCCCGAGAGAAGACAAGUUCGGUUUUGCUCAAGUUUUUCAACAUUUCAAGAGUUUGCUUCUUCCUCAUCCAGGAUACUUUUGGAGAAGGCGGCAGAAGUGGCCUGGCUCCUGAAUAGCACCGGUCCGCUCUGCCUCUUUAUUUACUCUUAGUUUCUUUUCUUUUUCCCGUUUUUAUCCAAGCAAGUUUGGUGGUUCAUGUUCACAAAUGUUAGCGGUCGGGCAGAUGGAGGCUAACCGGCAGAGUGCAUUCGUCCUGGGCAGCACCCCGCUGGCGGCUUUACACAACAUGACCGAGAUGAAGACGUCUCUGUUCCCGUAUGCGCUGCAGCAGAGCCCGGCGGGCUUCAAGGCGCCCCCGCUCUCCAAUCUCAACUCCCAGAUAUCCAUGGGGACCCCGCACGGAAUAAGCGACAUCCUGGGGAGACCCAUCACCACGGCCGGACAGCUGCUCUCCGGGUUCCCUCGGAUAAACGGUCUGGCUACCACCGCAGCCGCCGCAGCAGCGGGGAUGUACUUCAGCCCGGCGGUGUCGCGGUACCCGAAGCCCUUAGCCGAGCUGCCGGGAAGGGCGCCCAUCUUCUGGCCCGGAGUGAUGCAGGGUUCACCCUGGAGGGACCCGCGUGUUCCCUGUCCUACUCAAGCGAACAUGAUGAUGGACAAGGACGGCAAGAAGAAACACUCCAGACCGACUUUUUCAGGACAGCAAAUUUUUGCACUGGAAAAAACUUUCGAGCAGACGAAGUACCUGGCCGGGCCAGAGAGAGCCCGCCUGGCUUACUCUUUAGGAAUGACGGAGAGCCAAGUCAAGGUUUGGUUUCAGAACAGAAGAACCAAAUGGCGGAAGAGACACGCAGCAGAAAUGGCCACGGCCAAGAAAAAGCACGACUCGGAGACCGAGAAGAUGAAGGAGAGCUCGGAUAACGAGGAGGACGACGAGUACAACAAACCUCUGGACCCAAAUUCAGACGACGAGAAAAUCACGAGACUGUUGAAAAAGCACAAGGCCACCAACCUGGCGCUGAUCAGCCCCUGCAGUAACAGCUCGGACACCUUGUGAUGCCCACA